Molecule: messenger RNA, 2839 nt
Organism: Lagenorhynchus albirostris (white-beaked dolphin)
Lineage: Eukaryota; Metazoa; Chordata; Mammalia; Artiodactyla; Delphinidae
Gene: ARHGEF25
Product: Rho guanine nucleotide exchange factor 25
Exons: 14
Coding region: 559-2484 (641 amino acids)
Biological process (GO): axon guidance
Cellular component (GO): plasma membrane; cytoplasm
Molecular function (GO): guanyl-nucleotide exchange factor activity
Source: RefSeq, a predicted model, not a curated record
GGGAACCCAGCACUGGCUGAAGGGGGAAAGCGAGGGAGAAGGCGGAGCUGGGCCGCAGAGGCCCCUCCCCGCGGCGACCCGGCGGCGGGGCCUGUUAUUCUGCUCGCCGCUCGGCGGGGACCCGCGCAGCGCCAGUGACUCGGGGAGUCGGCCCCCGCCUCCUCCCCUGACCAGGCCUAGAACUACCCCCAAUCCGGGAGGCCGGAGACGCAGCUGGAGCGGCUGCCGCAUCCCGGCCCAGCCUCCUCCACCAUCCCUCCCCUUCCCGCUGGACAUCUGGACCCUGGGCCCCGCACCGACUGGGUUCCGGAAACCCUCCCCGCCCAGCUCGGCGGCCCGGCCCCGCGCCGCCCUCUCUACAGAGUCCCCAGCCCUUUUCCAGACCAGACUUCCGCCUACCCCUGGACCCCCCCCUUCCUAUUCCCUCCCUCCCCCCGCCUCCCCCAGCCUGGAGCGGGGUAGGAGGGAGGGGGGGUGUGCGCCCUGCGCCGUCCCCGCCCCCCGUGGUUCCCCCUGCAUGGCCCGCCCGGGUCGGGGGUGUGGGGGGGCCCGGGCGCCAUGCGGGGGGGGCAAAAGGGGGGUCGCUGUGCCUGUCCCCGCGUGAUCCGAAAAGUGCUGGCAAAAUGCGUCUGCUGCUUCGCGCGGGGGGGACAUGAAUCCUAUUCCAUUGCUGGCAGUGAGGGGAGUAUCUCGGCUUCAGCUGCCUCGGGUCUGGCUGCUCCCUCUGGCCCCAGCUCUGGCCUCAGCUCUGGCCCCUGUUCCCCGGGACCCCCAGGGCCAGUCAGUGGCCUGAGAAGAUGGUUGGAUCAUUCUAAACAUUGUCUCAGUGUGGAAACUGAGGCAGAAGGUGGCCAGGCUGGACCAUAUGAGAACUGGAUGCUGGAACCAGCUUUAGCCACAGGAGAGGAGCUGCCAGAACUGACCCUGCUGACCACAUUGUUGGGGGGCCCUGGGGAUAAGACGCAGCCACCUGAAGAGGAGACUUUGUCCCAAGCCCCUGAGAGCGAAGAGGACCAGAAGAAGGCUCUGGAAAUGAGUAUGUACGUCCUGACUGAACUGGUAGAGACAGAGAAAAUGUACGUGGACGACUUGGGGCAGAUUGUAGAGGGUUACAUGGCCACCAUGGCUGCUCAGGGGGUACCCGACAAUCUUCGAGGUCGUGACAGGAUUGUGUUUGGGAACAUCCAGCAAAUCUACGAGUGGCAUCGAGACUAUUUCCUGCAGGAGUUACAGAGGUGUUUGAAGGAUCCUGAUUGGCUGGCUCAGCUAUUCAUCAAACAUGAGCGCCGCCUGCAUAUGUACGUGGUGUACUGUCAGAAUAAGCCCAAGUCAGAGCAUGUGGUAUCAGAAUUUGGGGACAGCUAUUUUGAGGAGCUCCGGCAGCAGCUGGGGCACCGCUUGCAGCUCAACGACCUCCUCAUCAAACCAGUGCAGAGGAUCAUGAAAUACCAGCUGCUGCUCAAGGAUUUUCUCAAGUAUUAUAGUAGAGCUGGGAUGGAUACUGAAGAGCUGGAGCAAGCUGUGGAGGUCAUGUGCUUCGUACCCAAGCGCUGUAAUGACAUGAUGACCCUGGGGAGACUGCGGGGGUUUGAGGUACAGGGAUGGAGCAAUGCUCUUCUGCCCCAGGCUGAGCACUCAGGAGAUCCUUACAGGGAACUGUGCUCUCCUGGGGCUGACAGGAGAUGGUUGGUUGGGAGUGUCAGGGGAAGGAGGGAGGAGCAGAGAGUUGCCCCUUUUCUCUUAUUGUUUUUCUCAAAGGCCACUCUCCUUUGGUUUCAGGGCAAAUUGACUGCUCAGGGGAAGCUCUUGGGCCAGGACACAUUCUGGGUCACAGAGCCCGAGGCUGGGGGGCUGCUGUCUUCUCGGGGUCGAGAGAGACGUGUCUUCCUCUUUGAGCAAAUCAUCAUCUUCAGCGAGGCCCUGGGAGGAGGAGUGAGAGGUGGAACGCAGCCUGGAUAUGUGUACAAAAGCAGCAUCAAGGUGAGCUGCCUGGGACUGGAGGGGAACCUCCAAGGCGACCCUUGCCGCUUUGCACUGACCUCCAGAGGGCCAGAGGGUGGGAUCCAGCGCUAUGUCCUGCAGACUGCAGACCCCGCGGUCAGUCAGGCCUGGAUCAAGCAAGUGGCUCAGAUCCUGGAAAGCCAGCGGGACUUUCUCAAUGCACUGCAGUCACCCAUUGAGUACCAGAGACGGGAGAGCCAGACAAACAGCCUGGGACGGCCAGGAGGUCCUGGGGUGGGGAGCCCCGGGAGAAUUCGGCCUGGAGAUCGGGCCCAGGUCAGCACACACACACCCAUCAAUGGCUCUCUUCCCUCCCUGCUGCUGUUUCCCAAAGGGCAGGUGGCCAGAGUCCCCCUGUCCCUGGACACACAGGCCUCCAGCGACAUCCCCCAAGCUCCUCAUGACUCUCCUCCAGUUCCACCAAUUCCAAACGCCCCUCCCUGCCAAGCCAGACUUGCCAAGCUGGAUGAAGAUGAGCUGUAACUGGUGAAGGCCAUGGGGGUGGUGCUGACUCAGCCACUCCGUUCCCCCAGGAACUUCAGGGCAAUCCUUCUGGCAGCGCGCCAGAAUUCCUCCCUCUUGGUGUAUCUGGAGGGUGGGCGAGGCUGGGAGUGUCAACUUGCAGGAGGGAACCUAGACUCAGAAAGACUUCUUUCUGCCCAAGAAACAUAGGUUCCUUCAGCCCCCACCCCUAUGCAUGCAUCACAGGUCCCCCCCAAAAGGAGGAAAUGUGGGUGGGUAGGAGGGCUGGGGCAAGGGCCAGACAGAAACUAUUGGUUUUGUUUUUGAUUUUGUUUUUUCUGUUUUUUGAGAAUAAAGGUUUUGUUAUAUCACUAAA